Messenger RNA from Protopolystoma xenopodis, 312 nucleotides. The record is from the annotation of a GenBank genome assembly. NCBI's taxonomy places the organism in Eukaryota, Metazoa, Platyhelminthes, Monogenea, Polystomatidea, Polystomatidae.
AUGCUGGACACUGAGGAGUUGCUGAAAUUGAUGAAUGAACUCAUUAACUCUGUCAAGCAAUUGAUUGACCUCUCCCCAACAGAACUGCGUCUUCGUCUGACCCAAUUCAAAUGGGACAAAGACGCCUUCACUGAGGCCUACUUUGAUGAAGCCUGUAUGGGUAACUUUGACAUCUCCGACCUGGCGUCGCCUCGGGCAGACGAGGAGAGGCGAACUUCUGUGACCGAGCCUUUAGAGUGUAACGGCGCUGCGUCGUCAUCUACACUUAAUGGUAAGCCAAUAUAUGGAUUACCUACGUACAUAGAUACAUAA